Messenger RNA from Trachemys scripta elegans, 1264 nucleotides. RefSeq names its product translation factor GUF1, mitochondrial-like. Gene Ontology annotation, molecular function: mitochondrial ribosome binding; GTP binding. The record is from RefSeq and is a predicted model, not a curated record. Gene Ontology annotation, cellular component: mitochondrion. Gene Ontology annotation, biological process: positive regulation of translation. Bases 107 to 457 code for a protein of 116 amino acids. Lineage: Eukaryota; Metazoa; Chordata; Testudines; Emydidae. The transcript has 3 exons.
UCACCUCACCUUGGAUAAAGUAUUAUGCUAUGAUCAGAAUAUCUUCGAUUUUAAUAGGGAAAUAGACCCUUUUUAGAAACAAUACUUACUGUCUAGAAAACUGUUAAUGAUAAUUCUCGUAAGUUUAUUCUGUCAGAAAACCAUAGUAAAUUUCCCUUUCAGAGACAAAGCAUAUGCUGUUGGCAAAGCCAUGUGUGAACGUUUAAAAGAUGCUAUUCCUAGACAGUUGUUUGAAAUAGCCAUCCAGGCUGCUCUUGGCAGCAAAGUCAUUGCAAGAGAAACAGUGAAAGCUUACAGAAAGAAUGUUCUGGCAAAAUGUUAUGGUGGAGAUAUUACACGGAAAAUGAAGCUUUUGAAGAGGCAAGCAGAAGGAAAGAAAAAGAUGAGGAAAAUUGGCAACGUGGAAGUGCCCAAAGAUGCCUUUAUAAGUGUUCUAAAGAGACAAUCUGAAAAAUAGUUAGAGACCAAAACUCUGCAACUGUGAUGCUGCUAUCUAACUUUUGCUGGGCAAAUGGCCGGAUGAGGUUAAUGUAUAACUUCUUGCUGGGGGUAUGUUUGCGUGACUUGUCAUAUUUAAUUUUGUACAGCUGGCUACAGGUAUGAGGAAUGAAUUUUAAUUGGAAGAAUGUACUUGAAUUCUACAUUUCAGAUUUUAUUACCAUACUCUAUUUUGUAAUGUGUACAAUUAAAUUCAACUAGAAUGAUUGUGGGUGUCAUAAAAUCCAAUCCCAGGAGGAGCGUGCUUCAAGGCACUGCAGGCAUGGCCAACCCCCAACUUGCUUUUCUAACUCUCAGCACAAGAAAUAAUAGAUGGUGCAUGUUGGAUCUCAAAUUUCUGGAAGUACAUUCUUUGAAGUUCAGGGCAAUAUAAUUGAUUAUGUAAGUACAAGGACAAACCAGCUCCAUAUUAGUGAAACAGAAGCUAGACUGUUACUCCAUCAGCAAGUGUAAAAUACAGUUAUUUAGGAACUGACAAUUAGGAGAGAAAUCGUAUACCCCAAUACAGCUCCUUUCUCUGAAACAGAUAGGUGGCCCAAUAUUAGGAGACCUCAAGGCUUCUGAAAACAGCACCACAGAAGACUAGAUACGGGGCAUUACUGAUCCCAUUUAACUCUCUUUCCUAUCACCUACUUCAUGGAUACAAGUAAGUGGUAGCUCCCAGGGCAUACCCCUUGUCUAGGUCAGAGUGAAGACAUACACUUAGUUGUCUUUCACAUUCUUACCAUAAAUUAUGAGAUGCUUCUGAAGUAUCUGAUGUCUGUUU